Messenger RNA from Branchiostoma belcheri (Belcher's lancelet), 3405 nucleotides. RefSeq names its product 5-phosphohydroxy-L-lysine phospho-lyase-like. Lineage: Eukaryota; Metazoa; Chordata; Leptocardii; Amphioxiformes; Branchiostomatidae. Gene Ontology annotation, cellular component: mitochondrion. The coding region runs from base 137 to 1702 and encodes 521 amino acids. The transcript is spliced from 13 exons. Gene Ontology annotation, molecular function: pyridoxal phosphate binding; transaminase activity. The record is from RefSeq and is a predicted model, not a curated record.
CACUUCCAAACAACAACUGUGACCUCGGAGCCGUCCCGAACUGCGGGGGCAAAACGCCUGCGUUGGCUGGCCUACGUGCUAAAACGUCGUCAGAAAUAUCAACUGUGAUCUGAACUGUACACUUCGAGCAGAAGCGAUGGAGUCGCUGCCCAAGGAGGAAACCCUGCAGCUGCGGCUGAAGCACUACGGACCUUCCUGUAAGCUGUUUUUCAAGGAGAACCCAAUCAAGAUCGUCCGUGCAGAGGGACAGUACAUGUAUGAUGAACAGGGGAAGCAGUAUCUGGACUGCAUCAACAAUGUGGCACAUGUGGGCCACUGCCACCCUACAGUUGUUAAGGCAUGCACAGAGCAGAUGUCGGUGUUGAACACAAACUCCAGAUUUCUCCAUGACAACCUGGUGACGUAUGCCAAGCGCCUCACCGCUACACUCCCUGACAAACUGUCUGUCUGCUACUUCGUCAACUCUGGUUCAGAGGCAAAUGACUUGGCCCUGAGGUUAGCAAGGACAUACACAGGAAACUAUGAUGUUGUUGUGAUGGACAAUGGAUACCAUGGCCAUGUAUCGUCCCUUAUUGACAUCAGUCCUUACAAGUUUAACCACACAGGUGGGGAGGGACAGAAGCCAUUUGUUCAUUUGGUACCUGUACCAGAUGUCUACAGAGGUCUCUACCGUGAAAAUGUACCUGAGGUUGGGAAGAAGUAUGCCAUGGAGGCAAAGCAUGUCAUUGAUGGUGCUCGUAAGCGAGGGAGAAAGAUUGCUGCUUUCAUUUCGGAGUCUCUACAAAGCUGUGGGGGCCAGAUUAUCAUGCCACAAGGCUACUUGCGGGAGGUGUACAAGCACGUGCGAGAGGCUGGAGCAGUGUGUAUUGCAGAUGAAGUACAAGUUGGCUUCGGCAGGGUGGGCUCACAUUUCUGGGCUUUCCAGGCAGUCGAUGACGAGGCCUGUCCAGACAUUGUGUCCAUGGGAAAGCCGAUCGGAAACGGGCAUCCCAUGUCUGCUGUUGUAACAACACCAGAAAUCGCAGAGGCCUUCGGAGCAACAGGAAUGGAGUAUUUCAACACAUUUGGAGGCAACCCAGUCUCGUGUGCCAUUGGCCUGGCUGUGAUGGAUGUGAUUGACAAGGAGGACCUGAUGGGGAACGCCGGCCGAGUGGGCAACUAUCUCAUGGAGGGAUUCAGGAAGCUGGGAGAGAAGCACGACAUCAUUGGUGAUGUCAGGGGCCUUGGCUUUUUCAUUGGAGUAGACCUGGUUAAAGACAAGACCAGCCGUGAACCGGCCACUGCUGAGGCACAACACGUCAUUUACAGGAUGAAGGAGAGGUACAUUCUCUUGAGUACAGACGGCCCCCAUCGGAACGUGCUAAAACUGAAGGGUCCCAUGUGCUUCACUACUGAGGAUGCUGACAGGGUGUUGGUCAAUCUCGACCAAGUGCUUACUGAGAUUGAAGGUGCAAGAACCAGGAAACAUGCCCUGUUACCUGCAAAGGUUGUGGCUGCGAGUAGCAACAAUACCUUGGAGCAUCUCCCGGAACAUACAAUGUUUACAAAGGACGUGCAUUCCAAGAGAAGUGGACCAAUUUUCACGGGUUCACAUACGCUCAGCCAUGACGCCGUGUUUGGAAACAUCAAACGGCCAUCGGACAAUGACAGUGACAAUGAUGAUGAGGCCAAGCGGCAGAAGACAUGGGCUGGGGUGGAUUAGUUCUUCUUUGCCACUUUGGACAUUUUGCCAUUUUAGUUCUCUCAAUUCAUAGGAUCAAAGCCAAGUGACUCUUGCAGUGAAUUGACUAUGCGUGCUUCUUGGUCUCUUUCGAUUCUACUCAGAUCCUUGAAUUUAGGCUCCUAUGUUGUGCAUUGCUUAGGCUUGGAAAAAGUAAUGUUGUGUUUCAGAUUAUGGUCCUGAAAAAACUAGGGUAAGUAGGUAGGGAUUCUCUUGAAUACAAUGAAUUUUUAUCACUUUUAUCUAUUGCAGAAAUCAGAAUAAACAUGUUGGAAAACGAUUCUACAACAUUUUUAUGUCUCAGAAGUCAGUUCAAAAAUUUUAUAUCUCUUGCCAGGGGUUGAUCCUCCAAUAAAAGGCUAGGGUCAACCAUGGAGGUUUAAAAGCGUCUUUUAAACCUUGGGUCAACAGGCUUUUACUAUGGUUGGAAACACAACAUCUUUUUCAAAGGCCCUAAUGCUUCUCAAAAACCUUCCAUGAUGUCAGUAGUUGAGAUUGUGUUGUCUUUCUUCUUUAAAAUUUAUUCCUAAGGUCAGGACAUAAAUGUGAUAUGAUGAUCUGAAUCAUAAUAUGCCGACAGUCAACAUACAAAUAACAGUCAAUAUAAAUGAUUGAUAAGUAAUUAAGUCACUUUUAUCCUAUAAAUAAUCUCCUACUUAAUACCAAAAUAGCUAAAGAACAAAGUAUCCAUACCCCUGAGUCAGAGUUAUAUUAUGGCUGUAACAGACAGCAUUUUAAAAGUUGGACAAUUCCUGUUAAAGUGGAAAAAGCAUGCUGCAAUGGUGACAUGUACAGAAAUAAAUGUAUAUCCUCUUGGACUCCCACAACUAUAUGCAAUUUCUAAUAAUCCUAUGAUAUUAUAUAUCAUAUAGAUUGAUGACAUUUAUGAAGUCGGUAGACAGUGCCAUACGGAAUGUAAAUGAAAUGUGUAUGUGCACAAUAUGUUAUCUAGUACACUAUGCUUCAUUGUGUAAAAUAAUUCUGUCUGCCAAGCUUCCAGAUAGAAAUGUGGGGCUACUUCACAGAAUACCUUGCACUAUAACACAAUGAAAUCAGUAAAAAUUAUACCUGUAUUUUUAUCAGCAUACAGUAACUGUAUGUGGACUAAGUACUGGAAUCUAUAUCAACUUGACCUUUUGAUUAAGGGCAACGUGAGAAAAAUCUAUUACAAUGUUGUAGCAUUUUACCUUUGAGUUGAGCUCAGCAGGGUGGAUAUUAAUUAAAUGAACUUUCAAUGUUUUAUUGCUGUUUUGUGCUGAUUCUUAGGUAUUGAUCUGAACUUAUGGUUUAUAUGUUAAGGGUAUGUAGUGGAAAGAUUUGUUCUUAUGUUGCCUCUGACAUGUACUUAAAUGAUGAAUAUGGCUGCAGAUUGUUGAAAAAUUUCAGUUAACUAGUUAUCAAUCAUAGUUUUAAUAUACUAGUAGUGUAACCAAUGCGGUGUAACCUGGUCUUAAGCAGCUUGACUUAUUGUGACCUUUUCACAGUUUUAUAUCCACUAUGUGGUAUCGUUAUGUAGCUGCAGCGUUCUAUUGCAUCAAGAUGUUAUGAUUAUACUACUUGCUUUUCUAAAUUUGGCAGUUUUCAUUAUAAUGCUGAAAGGAAUUGGAACAUUUUCCCAAGAGUGGAUUGAAGUCAGAUUUAUUUGUUUGGCUUAAUUGCUUCUCACUAUGUUUAAUAAAUCUGCA